Molecule: messenger RNA, 183 nt
Organism: Paramecium sonneborni
Lineage: Eukaryota; Ciliophora; Oligohymenophorea; Peniculida; Parameciidae
Source: the annotation of a GenBank genome assembly
AUGGGUUGUGGAGGCACCAAAUCAGCGAAACCUGAUAGUAAAUUAAACUCGCCUUAAAACUAAUCAAAUUAGGCUGCUUAAUUAGUAAAUUUAGCUCAGGCUCCAAUAUUAUAAGAGACUGAGAAGAUAGAAUCAGAUUAUAUUUUUCAUGUUAUGGAUCCUUUAGUUAGUAAUUUUGUUUGA